AUGCAGGCGAUUAAGUGUGUGGUGGUGGGCGAUGGUGCCGUGGGUAAGACCUGUCUUCUGAUAUCAUACACAACCAAUGCAUUCCCCGGCGAGUAUAUCCCCACGGUCUUCGAUAAUUACUCGGCCAAUGUCAUGGUAGAUGGACGACCCAUCAAUCUCGGUUUGUGGGAUACGGCUGGGCAAGAAGAUUACGAUCGUCUCCGACCUUUGUCUUAUCCACAAACAGACGUCUUCUUGCUUUGUUUUUCACUUGUAAAUCCAGCUUCAUUCGAGAAUAUACGAGCCAAAUGGUAUCACGAAGUCAGCCAUCAUUGUCCACGAGCGCCAAUUCUUCUUGUCGGUGAGUUUGUGUCGUAUUAUUCGUUAUGUUUUAGGUACGAAACUCGAUCUUCGUGAUGAUCCUGACACUAUCGAGAAACUCCAUGAACGACGAUUGGCUCCAAUUACUUACAACCAGGGAAUGCAAAUGGCCAAGGAUAUCAAGGCUGUCAAAUAUUUGGAAUGCUCCGCUUUGACUCAAGUGGGAUUGAAGAAGGUGUUCGAUGAAGCCAUCCGAGCUGUCCUUUGUCCCCCUCCUGUCAAGAAAAAGAAUCGUUGUGAUAUCAUCUAA
This is a messenger RNA of Bursaphelenchus xylophilus (pine wood nematode), 610 nucleotides long. The record is from the annotation of a GenBank genome assembly. NCBI's taxonomy places the organism in Eukaryota, Metazoa, Nematoda, Chromadorea, Rhabditida, Aphelenchoididae.